AGUUAUUAAGGAGCUAGCUUGCAGUUGAUUUUGUGAGAUGGAAGGUGGCUGCAGAAUCAAGUUAAGGAUUUUUAAGGUGGCUUCAUGCUUAUGGCUGUGGUUUAUUAUAAUCACAGCCACCCCAGCGCAAACUCAAAACACCACCGAUCCAGCUGAAGCUCGAGUUAUAAAUGAAAUGUUCAGCCAAUGGGGGAUAGCAGAAAGUUCAGUAGCAAAUAUGAGAUGGAACCUAAGUGGAGAGCCAUGCAGCGGCACUGCCUUGGACUCUUCCACCUUUGAUAACGUCUCUUACAAUCCUGGCAUCAAAUGUGAUUGCAGUUUCCCCAAUUCUAUUUGUCGCAUCAUGCAAUUAAGAGUUUAUGCAAUGGAUGCAGUGGGCACAAUCCCAGAAGGACUCUGGACUCUGGUUUACCUUACUAAUCUAGAUUUGCGCCAGAACUAUUUGACAGGUUCCUUGUCACCUUCAAUUGGCAAUUUAACUCGGAUGCAGUGGCUGACUAUGGGCAUCAAUGCUUUAUCUGGGGAACUUCCACCAGAGCUAGGACAACUUUAUGACCUUAGAUCGCUGUCAAUUGCCACAAACAAUUUCAAUGGUUCCCUGCCAUCUCAACUUGGAAAUUUGUGAAGAUUACAACAGCUUUACAUUGGUAGUUCUGGAGUUGGUGGGGAAAUACCUUCUACAUUUGCUAGUUUACAGAACCUGGUUACAGUAUGGGCUUCGGAUAAUGAAUUCACUGGGAGAAUACCUGACUUUAUAGGGAAUUGGACACAGUUAGAGUCAUUGAGGUUUGAGGGCAACUCUUUUGAAGGUUCAAUACCUCCUUCAUUCUCUAAACUCACCUCUUUGCAGGACUUAAGGAUAAGUGGUUUAUCAAAUGGAACUAUGGAUUUUAUUAGGGAUUUGAAGUCUCUUGGUGUUCUAGUUUUGAGGAAUAACAGAAUUUCUGGACCUAUACCAACUGACAUUGGAGAUUUUCAAAAUUUGACACGACUGGAUUUGAGUUUCAACAAUUUGAAUGGAAAAAUUCCCAGAGAAUUGUUCAACUUGAGUCGACUCUCUUUCUUAAUUCUUGGAAACAAUAGCUUAAAUGGUACCCUUCCCGAUGUAAAGAGCGCAAGUCUUCGCAAUGUUGAUGUGUCAUACAAUGAACUAUCCGGAACACUUCCUUCUUGGGUCAAUGAGGCAAACUUACAACUUAACUUAGUUGUCAACAACUUCACUUUAGGAGAUCCGGUAAACAGUGGCUUGCCUUCAGGUUUAGAGUGUCUCCAAAGGAAUUUUCCUUGCGCUCGUGGGUCCCCAAGAUAUAGUGACUUUGGAAUUAAUUGUGGUGGUCCUCCAAUUACAUCAUCUAACCAGUUACUUCAUGAGGAAGAAAAUGAAACACUUGGAGCCGCAACAUAUUAUGUGAGUUCUGAAAGAAGGUGGGGUGUCAGCAAUGUUGGUCAAAGUGACAACCCAAGAUAUACGGUUUCCUCUUCAAGCCAAUUCACUAACACUUUAGAUUCAGAACUUUUCCAGACAGCACGACUCUCUGCUGGAUCAUUAAGAUAUUAUGGUUUAGGGUUGGAAAAUGGUAACUACACAGUGACCCUCCAAUUUGCAGAACUAGAGAUAGAAGAUGGGCGCACUUGGAGAAGUCAUGGAAGGCGUGUCUUUGACAUUUAUUUGCAGGGAAGCCGGGUGUUUCGUGAUUUUGAUAUAAAAAGGGCAGCAGGAGGGGCCUCUUUUAGUCCUAUUCAAAGGCAAGAAACAGUUCAGGUUACAAAUAACUACCUUGAGAUUCAUUUAUUCUGGUCUGGAAAAGGGACUUGUUGUGUACCUAGGCAAGGGACUUUUGGACCUCUUAUCUCAGCAAUCAGUGCCACCCCAAAUUUCCGCCCUAGUGUCAGCAACACUCCACCCUCCACAAAGAAGAAUAAGACUGGUUUAAUUGUUGGGAUUUUGGUUCCUAUUGCAGUUGUUAGCUUUCUGUCAUUAUUAGCCCUAUAUAUUUUUCGUCAGCGGAAGAAAAAGCAGGACUCAUUUGACAAUUAUGAAGAAUUUUUGGGAAUUGACACCAGACCAUAUACCUUUAGUUAUGGAGACCUGAGAGAUGCAACAGAUGAUUUUAGUUCUGCAAAUAAGCUUGGCGAGGGAGGUUUUGGACCUGUUUACCAGGGAACACUUGAUGAUGGGAGAGUAAUAGCUGUUAAAAAACUCUCUGUAGCUUCCCACCAUGGCAAGGCUCAGUUUAUUGCUGAAAUUGCAACUAUAUCCGCCGUCCAACACCGCAACCUUGUUAAACUAUAUGGAUGUUGCAUUGAAGGAGACAAUCGACUUCUUGUUUACGAGUAUCUGGAGAACAAGAGUCUUGAUCAAGCCUUAUUCGGAGAGAACAGGUUAUCUCUUAACUGGGCCACACGGUUUGAAAUAUGCCUCGGGAUAGCACGCGGUCUUGCAUAUCUGCAUGAGGAAUCUCGAAUACGGGUUGUACACCGAGAUGUUAAAGCUAGCAAUGUUUUGCUUGAUUCUGAACUCAACCCCAAGAUCUCAGAUUUUGGUCUAGCCAAACUUUAUGAUGACAAGAAAACACACAUGAGUACUCGUGUUGCAGGCACAAUAGGGUAUUUGGCACCAGAGUAUGCAAUGCGUGGACACCUUACAGAAAAAGCUGAUGUGUUUGGGUUUGGAGUUUUAGCUCUAGAGAUUAUUUGUGGGAGGCCUAAUUCUGAUUCCACUUUAGAAGAUGAGAAAAUAUAUCUUCUUGAGUGGGCAUGGAACCUACACGAAGCUAAUAGUGAAGUUGAGUUGGUGGAUGAGGAAUUGUCUGAAUUCGAUGAGGAUGAACUGAAACGAGUGACGCGAAUCGCCCUUCUGUGCACCCAAACUUCACCAUUGCAAAGACCACCAAUGUCACGAGUGGUGGCAAUGCUUUCAGGAGAUAUAGAAGCAAGCAGUGUUAUUACUCGUCCCUCGUAUUUGAGUGAUUUUAAUUUUAAAGAUGCUACCACCUUCAAAAGUGCUGCUCCAGCUUUUGGUGCAAAUUCUAUGGCAAGUACAAGUCACUCCACUGUUUCACCAAGCACACCUGAUAAUGCUUCCAGACCAAUGCUUCAUAAUAUCAUUGGAGAAGGACGGUGAGACUACAUUGUUUGUUUGUUAAUAAUCUGUCUUGUGUAUUGAGGAUGGCUGAAUGAAGAUGUCAUUGGUAGCUAUAUAUAAAACUCUUUAUAUGUGAUAUGUUUUUUGUGAUAAUAUUUUGUUUUGCCGAUUGAACUGUAGUAUGAAAUCCCAUUUCUAUUAAUAAAGAAGGUGCAAUGGAGUUGUAUCCUUAAGUUAAUAGGUUUUACUUACU
Molecule: messenger RNA, 3338 nt
Organism: Helianthus annuus (common sunflower)
Lineage: Eukaryota; Viridiplantae; Streptophyta; Magnoliopsida; Asterales; Asteraceae
Product: probable LRR receptor-like serine/threonine-protein kinase At1g56140
Exons: 23
Biological process (GO): protein phosphorylation
Molecular function (GO): ATP binding; protein kinase activity; protein binding
Source: RefSeq, a predicted model, not a curated record